UUUUCCCCUUUCGAUUUGAGUUAGCGGAAUACUCAGAAUUCACAUGAUUCCGACCCUUAGAUGAUUCAAUCCACGACGGAUUAUUGAGAGCAAGCCGCUUCAAGAUGUUCCUCUGAGGAAUGGGAACAAAAGUAGAUAGCAAAGGCUAUUUUCCGGGAUAUUACCUCAUGAGAGAUCUUAAUGAGGAUUCUAGCAGUAGUAGCUGGCCCCUUUGUUACGGAGAUAAGGCUAUCUUGAACAGACAAUAUUACAAUGGCUUCAUGCCCAGGAGAGCAAUGGAUGGUUAUCCUGGGUAUGGCAAGGAUGCAUUGAAGCAGAAAAUGCUUGAACAUGAGGCUGUUUUUAAGAAUCAGGUUUAUGAACUCCACCGACUUUACCAGAACCAAAGAGCUAUAAUGGAAGAACACAGAAGGAAAGAACUGCAUAGAAUCCGACCAUCAAUAGAGCCUUCAUCAUCGUCAAAUCUCAGAGGGCCUCAAGUUCCAUCAAAAGAAGCUUGGAAAUGGCACAUGCCGGGCUUUCCUAUGUUGAAUUCUACUUAUGAAAGAACAUCUGUAUCUGGGAUUGAAAUUGCUAAUUCUCCUAUGAGUUGUACGAAAUGGAAUGCCAAUGCACAAACUGGCCAUUUUCCAUUCCAGAAUGGGUCUUUUUCUGUAAAAGACUCUGAACUGUUAGAUUCAAGACCGUUGAAGGUGAGGAAGAAGUCGUUUGAUCUUGAGCUACCAGCGGAUGAAUACAUUGACACUGAUGAAGGCAAAGAAUCACCGGAUUGCAAAGGAUCACAUGUAUCAAGUUGGGCUCCUAACGGAAGGCUAAAAAGUGGGCCUGAAACUCAGAAAUCUGUUGGGCAUAUUGGUGCAACAACUGAUUGUAGGAUAGAUGUCUCAGCUUCUGGUUCUUGUUUGGAGAACCCUAUUAGGUUGGCUGAUCUUAAUGAACCCAUAGAUGUUGAAGAGGAAACUGCUCCUUUGUCGACUAAUUUCUUUGGCCAUAGCUCUAUCAACCGACAUACUAAUGGUGUAAAUCAGCAUGCUAUGUCGAAUGUCGGUUAUUUGGGUGCAAAUGCCAAAACAGCACAUUACAGGGAUGGUUUUAUGAUUAACUCAUCUGUUGAGAGUAAAGUUAAUGAGAGGGGACCUCUUUCCCAUAUUUAUGAAGCAGGGUCCAGCAAAAGUAACUUCUAUUCAGUAACUCCUGGUCUUCAGCAAGAUAAGUAUCAUCCAGUGCAAUGCAUGCUCAAUCCAUAUGAUUAUCCUCCUGGAAUGUAUCUGGCUUCACAUAGUCGAGAAGAUUCUUUGAGGGAGGGAAACCACCAUCAUCUAGAAUCCUCUAAUAAAAGUCGCACUCAGUCCAAUCAUAGAUUCAUGGAUCCCCAUAUGGCUUCUAACACACCUGGCUCGGGCCCAUUCUUUAGUUCAUCUUAUUUUUCUGGUACGUGGCCUCACGCUGUCUCAUCCUGGGGAAAACCAGCUAAAGUCUUUAAUCAGAAGAUGACCGCGCUGGAUUCAUGUCUGAACCAGGCCGCAGCAAUGGAUCGAGGGCUGCAGACUUCAGCACAGUGCCGGGAAAACUUUGGAGGAAAGUGGCGUGUGGGUGACGACUUCAGGUUGAACCCUGGUUUGGGUGGUGAGCUGUCGACGCGGGAUGGUUUUUAUCAUGGAUCUGCCUCAGGGACAAAAGAUAUGAAAGUUCACUUGCCCUCGUCGUGCGUUGAUUACCUUAACUGCAGUAGGGGCGAAAAUAUAGCAUCUGACCGCAGGACUAAUCAUGGAUAUGGCCAUUUCCCAAAAGGGUCCUCCUUUGCAGAUUCAAAACCUGCGAUAGAUAUUAACUUGAACGAGUUGGUUUCAAAGAGCUCGUCUAAUGAGGUAACAGUCCUGCAAGAUGUUCCUACGGUAGAUGACAAAGGUAAGCCUGAAGGCUACAUAUCUUCAUUGCCCUGGCUUAAAAAUAAGCCGGCCCGUGCUAAUGAUGCUGCAAAUUUUAGAAACUACGUCCAUGAUUCUUCCAGUCAAUUGUCUUGCAAAACUGAAAUUGUUAGAGAUCUUAAUGAGCCAUUCACCCCAAUAGUGAAGUUAGAUUUGAGUGAGACGAAGACAGCCAGGAAUCAGAAUAUUAAGAAAAUUCUGGGUUUCCCUAUUUUUGAAGCAGGUGAUCUGAAAAAUGAGCCCUUUCCCCAUGUUUCCUCCUCGGCAAGUUUUAGUUGCCCUCGUGAUGGAAACGGUGUCAUUAAGGAAAGGAAGAAUAGAGUAAUCGAUAUAAACCUAGAGUAUGAACCAGAAGAAGAGGUUGUGGAGAAAGAAAAGCAAACAAAAUGUGGUGUUGUCAGGGACUUCAUUGACUUGAAUUCGUGUAUAACUGACUGUGAAGAGGCUUUAGUACCUUCUUACGGGAACAAGACCGGUAAGGUGAUGCUUGACAUAGAUUUGGAAUCUCCUGCUCUUCCCGAGAAAGAAUCCCACGAGGAUGCUGCGAGUGCAGUAGUAUCAUUAAAGCUGGAAAAUAAAACCAAUUCGUCACAGGAUGAAGUUCUUAGAACUGCAGCUGAAGCAAUUGUUGAUAUGUCAUCAUCCUGUCUGAAAAUGCAUCUAGAGGAGAGUAACAGCAUUGAUCGUAUGGAAGCUUCCUUGGCAGAAUCGUUUAUGUGGUUUGUCAACACCGUGUCCUUGUGUCCAGAUGAAAGUGCAUCCACAGAUAUAGACGGCUUGCUAAAGGACUUAUCCGAGGAGAUGGAUUAUUUUGAGGAAAUGACAUUGCAAAUACCAGAGACAAAGGAGGAGGAUUACAUGCCAACUCCCUUCGUCCCAGAGCUCCAGAAGAAGGAAGAGGCUGUGGUUAAUGCAGUAACAAGGCCACGAAGGGGUCAGUCGAGGAGAGGGAGGCAGCGGAGGGACUUCCAAAGGGACAUCCUUCCGGGUCUGACAUCACUGUCGCGUUAUGAGGUAACUGAAGAUAUCCAGACAUUUGGGGGUAUGAUGAGAGCCACAGGGCAUCGCUGGGUUUCGGGGCUGGCCAGAAGAAACGGCACCAGAAAUGGGGGUGGGCGGGGCUGGAGACGAGCUGUGGCGGAGACAGUCCCUACUGCCUCUCCAACCCCACUAAUAGAGCGAAUCAACAGCAUAGAUGCUGGUUUGGAGGAUAGAAGCCUGACGGGGUGGGGGAAGACGCCAAGGCGCCCCAGACGGCAGAGAUGCCCAGCAGUAGGUAAUCCUCCUGCUGUGGUGUUAACUUAAAUAAUUGAGAGAGAAAAAAGAGAGUACAUUCCUUUAUUGAUCAUAGAGAAAAACACAAGAGAUGAGGGAUCUUGUUUCAACUUUCAUCACUUUUGUGAGAGAGAGAGAGAGAGAGAGAGACUGUGUUGUGGUCUUGGUAAUUUGUCUUGUAAAUGCCGUUGCAUCUCAACAUAAUUUGUCUUUUCUCCAUUGUACUUUGAGUUGCUCCAACUUGUAGAAAUAAUAUUGCUUGAUUUCAUCAUGGAUA
Messenger RNA from Salvia splendens (bonfire salvia), 3480 nucleotides. RefSeq lists its product as uncharacterized. NCBI's taxonomy places the organism in Eukaryota, Viridiplantae, Streptophyta, Magnoliopsida, Lamiales, Lamiaceae. The coding region runs from base 120 to 3233 and encodes 1037 amino acids. The record is from RefSeq and is a predicted model, not a curated record. The transcript is spliced from 4 exons.